AUGGCGCCAAUACGCGACAAGUUUACAAUUCACUCCAAAGCAAUCGUGUGUCAGGAUGUAGAACUCAAAGGCGACAUUACGAUAGGCUCUGGUACCAUUGUCCAUCCGAAAGCGACCAUAUUCGCAGUCGCAGGGCCCAUCGUUAUCGGUUCUGGCUGUAUUAUUGAAGAAAGCGCGAUUAUCGUCAAUAGGCGGAAGGAAGUUAUGCGUAUCGGCGACGACAAUCUCUUUGAAAUAGGAUGCAGAAUAGAAGCACCGUCUAUAGGUUUCUUUAACACGUUUUCUACGCGUUCUCGUGUCCACCAUACUGUACGGAUAUCUUCAUUCUGCGUUAUUGGUGCCAACUGUGUACUUGCACCUGCGGAUGAUGAUACUCUAUCUGAUUACACUGUCGUCUAUGGACCAUCCGCAGAACGUCGCACUUGGACUGGGAAGGGAAAGAUACAAGAAGCGGACCUGAGGAGAAAGCAUGCGGAAUACUUGAGAGAGAUGUUGCCUAAGUUUAAUCGACUCAGGAGAGGUGACGGAACGUAG
Molecule: messenger RNA, 534 nt
Organism: Lentinula edodes (shiitake mushroom)
Lineage: Eukaryota; Fungi; Basidiomycota; Agaricomycetes; Agaricales; Omphalotaceae
Product: trimeric LpxA-like protein
Exons: 2
Coding region: 1-534 (177 amino acids)
Biological process (GO): mitotic spindle organization
Cellular component (GO): dynactin complex
Molecular function (GO): dynein complex binding
Source: RefSeq, a predicted model, not a curated record